Molecule: messenger RNA, 439 nt
Organism: Porites lobata
Lineage: Eukaryota; Metazoa; Cnidaria; Anthozoa; Scleractinia; Poritidae
Source: the annotation of a GenBank genome assembly
AUGUGUCUCAAACAUGUGGAAAAAUAUAUCAUGGCAAGUGAAGUUGAGUUGCAGUCUGCACUUUCUACAGAUGGAUUUCAUUGUCGUGUGGAUGGGUGUGAUAGAAGCUAUAUUCAUCACUCUGCUAGAGUCAAGUAUGUGCAAUACAUUUCCAAACAGCCAAUAAAUUAGUUGAAGUGGACAAUACUUUGUGUACAAACACAGGCACAUAAAUAUCAUUCUACACCAUGCUUAUGACCCUAAUUUGGUUUUGUUGUGUUUUAUAAUCCAUAAAACAGGGUGUUUGCGAUCACAUAGUGUGCAAAAAAUGAUUUUCUUUAUUUAUAUAUUUUUUAUUGUUAGUAAGGUUUAGUGUUCUAUUUUGUUUAAUAAAAAAUAUUAUUUUCCAAUUCUAAGGCACGAGGAUUCUCAACAUGGACUGGUCAAGGAUAGAUAUUAG